AUGUUGCGACCUCUUUUUUCUCCCGCGCAGCGUAGCAUAGCUAAGAAACGACCACUAUGUUCGCCUGCAAGGGCACAAUUUCUUUUCAGCACUUUCGCAAAUGUUAUCGAUGGAAAGACCCGGGACUCUUCACAAAUUCACCAGAGCAUCAAUCCAUCAAAUUGCCAGAAGCUUUGGGAUGUUCCAAUUGCGUCGAGGGAUGAUCUCCAGGAUGCUAUUGCAUCCGCGCAGAAGGCGUUUACCACCUGGUCAGCCGUAUCAGGGUCUGAUCGUCAGGGUUCCAUCGCUCAACUGAGGGAUUCUCUUCUGUCAUGCAAAGAAGAUAUAGCCGAGUUGCUUAUGAAAGAAGCAGGCAAACCAAGGAUGCAAGCGACCCUCGAAGUUGACCACGCAUGUGGGUUUCUGGAUUACUUUGCAAAUGUCAAACUUCCAUCCGAAGAGGUUAUUCAUGAAGAUGCCUCUCUUAAGCUAAGCUUGCAAUACAUGCCCCUCGGAGUUAUUGGGGCGAUUGUUCCCUGGAACUUUCCAUUGGUUCUUGCCAUGGCCAAGGUUGCAGCCGCCCUCGCCGCAGGAAAUACCGUGAUUGUCAAACCGUCUCCCUACACCCCCUACAGUAUCCUCAAGGUGGCCGAAUUAGCCAUCCCGAUUCUGCCCCGAGGUGUAUUCCAGGCCAUUAACGGUGAUGACAUGACCGGGCCAGAAAUGACCCUGCACCCCGACAUCAAUAAAAUCAGUUUCACGGGAUCAACCAGAGCCGGCAAGCAUAUCCUGGCUGCAACAAGCAACACAUUAAAAGAAUGCACUCUUGAAUUGGGCGGUAACGACCCGGCUAUCAUCUUCCCAGAUGUCGACAUUCAAGCCGUAGCCCAGCAAGUCGCCUUGGGUGCUUUCUUCAACAGUGGACAGUUCUGUCUUGGCAGCAAGCGUCUUUAUAUCCAUGAGGCAAUCUACAAUGACUUUCGGGAUGCCCUGGUUGACGUUGUGAGGACAUGGAAAGUGGGACCCGUUGACGAAGAUGUCAUGCUAGGUCCUAUUCAGAAUGAAAUGCAAUUCAAUGUUGUCACAGAUAUAUUCAAGGACUGCAAGGCAAAAGGAUACAACUUUGCCUUAGAGGGCGGCCCCAGCAACGGCCCAGGAUAUAUCUUCCAUCCUACCAUCGUGGACCGCCCACCUGAUGGAUCAAGAAUCGUCACGGAGGAACCUUUCGGUCCUAUCGUGCCUCUCCUGUCAUGGAGCGACGAAUCAGGGCUCAUCUCAAGAGUCAACGACACUAAGACUGGACUUGGAUGCUCAAUCUGGGCCAAGGAUGUGGAAGCAAGCAAGAGGCUUGCGCCAAAGAUUCAAUCUGGGAGUGUCUGGCUGAAUAGCUUUGCUAAACCCCAUCCUCAGGGUUACUUGUCCGGUCGCAAGGAAAGUGGAAUUGGUGGCUUCUGCAGGACCCAAUAUAACUAG
Aspergillus niger is the source of this 1452-nucleotide messenger RNA. RefSeq lists its product as uncharacterized. The record is from RefSeq and is a predicted model, not a curated record. Bases 1 to 1452 code for a protein of 483 amino acids. The transcript is spliced from 5 exons. NCBI's taxonomy places the organism in Eukaryota, Fungi, Ascomycota, Eurotiomycetes, Eurotiales, Aspergillaceae. Gene Ontology annotation, molecular function: aldehyde dehydrogenase (NAD+) activity.